Micropterus dolomieu (smallmouth bass) is the source of this 4667-nucleotide messenger RNA. RefSeq names its product SH2B adapter protein 2. The transcript is spliced from 8 exons. The record is from RefSeq and is a predicted model, not a curated record. NCBI's taxonomy places the organism in Eukaryota, Metazoa, Chordata, Actinopteri, Centrarchiformes, Centrarchidae. Gene Ontology annotation, cellular component: plasma membrane. The coding region runs from base 44 to 2206 and encodes 720 amino acids. Gene Ontology annotation, molecular function: transmembrane receptor protein tyrosine kinase adaptor activity. Gene Ontology annotation, biological process: antigen receptor-mediated signaling pathway; intracellular signal transduction.
GGCCGUUCCACAUCUGAUCCAAAGCCAGGAGUUACACAAGGACAUGCUGAAAUCUUUUACUUGCAUCCACACUAACACUCUGCUCCUCUUCCUCCUCUCCAGCCUCUCCUCGGUGGGUUGGCAUGGCCCAGUGAUGAACGGAGCGGUGGUGCCUGGUAGCCCGGAGCUCUCCUCCUCGUGCCCACUGCCUGACUGGCGAGAGUUCUGUCAGCUCCAUGCUCGAGCCUCCGCUGCAGACUUCGCUGACAAGUUCCAGCGCUUCCUGUCAGAGAACCCGUGCUACGACUCGCCUGGCGCCGAUGUGAGCUUCUCACAGCACUUUGCCCACCACUUCCUGGAGUGCUUCUCCGCGGCGCUGACCCAGGCCCGGGAGACCCAGGCGUCUUCUCCGGGGGAGGACGGCUCCAACACAGCGCCCAAGUACAGCAUUGUUCCUUUCCUGGGAAUCCAGGGCUGCCCGCUGUCCUACGGUCACGACCUUUAUCAGAGACGCAAGGACGCCGGGGCUUCAAGUGAAUCUCUCGACAGCAUGGACAGUGGAGGGGGAGGGAUAGAUGUGGGAGGCAGUGGCACCACCGCCUCCCGGGGCCCCCAGCCAGCCCACAAGGUGUCUGCUCUGGGACAGUCCCGCAGCUCAGAGGACGUGUCGGUCAGUCACCCAAAAGCUCGUUUCAAGAAGGGGUUCUCCCUGAGGAACAUGAGCCUGUGUGUGGUGGACGGGGUGAAGGAGAUGUGGCACAGACGGGCCUCCCCUGAACCCGAUGGCCCCUCUGUUGGUGCCAGGAAAGCUAACGGGGGAGUGGGAGGAGGGGAGGCUGCAGGGGGAGAGAAGUGGUCCCAAAAGCUGCGGCUUCCCAGGGGUUCCCAGGGCCACAAGGCUGAGAUGUUGGAAAUCCAGAGGGAGGGAGCGCUGAGGUUCAUGGUGGCUGAUGACUCAAACUGUAUGGGCGCUGCACAGUGGCAGAAGUGCCGCCUGCUGCUGAGGAAGACCAAGAGGGAGGAAGGAGGCGAGAAGUUCCUGUUGGAGUUCUACGUACCACCCAAGUCCUCAAAGCCCAAAGUGAGCAUCCCUCUGUCAGCCAUCGUGGAGGUGAGGACCACAAUGCCUCUGGAGAUGCCAGACAAGGACAACACUUUUGUUCUUAAGGUGGAAAACGGGGGAGAGUACAUCCUGGAAACCAUCGACUCGCUGCAGAAAAACUCCUGGGUUGCUGACAUCCAGGACUGCAUAGACCCUGGUGACAGCGGCGAUGACAUCGAGCUGGCGUCGUGUCCUCAUGGUCAGGCCUCCAAAGACUGCUCCAUGGUGGCCUCUUGCAGCUGCGAGCUGCUGUCUGAGGGUGUGUAUCGCGCUCCGGAGAGGCCAUGUCCUACAGCAGCAGAGCAUUACAGCGCCUCCUCAGUCCGCUGCAGGGAACCCCCCUUCACCCAGCACCCAUCCCACAUGCCUUUAGAGCGCUUCCUCCAGUCCCAGGGCUCCAACUCUUCCACAGGUGGCAGUGAAGGAGCGAAAGAGUCAGACGGGGAUGCCAGCCUGGCGGGUUACCCAUGGUUUCAUGGUACACUGUCCCGCGUUCGUGCAGCUCAGUUGGUGCUUGCAGGCGGGGCCAGGAGCCACGGUCUCUUCGUGAUUCGACAGAGCGAGACGCGGCCCGGGGAGUACGUCCUCACCUUCAACUUUCAGGGCAAAGCCAAGCAUUUGCGGUUGUCAGUGAAUGAAAACGGGCAGUGCCACGUCCACCACUUGUGGUUUCACACCGUGUCAGACAUGCUGAGACACUUCCACGCCCACCCCAUCCCCCUCGAAUCUGGAGGCUCUGCUGACAUCACAUUACGCUCCUAUGUACAAGUUCAGCGAAGCUCCACCACAGAUGUGACUGUGCCUCCAGUACUCACCCCACCCAGGGAUGCAGGCUGCCGGACAGAUUCAGCCCAGCCAGCUCUCCACCCUCCUGGGAUCACAGCGCCUGCAGGGCCAGCUCCUGAUACACCGCUCUCCUCGAGCACCUCCUCCUCACCCACCACCCUUCCUUCCCUCUCCCGCAGUGACCCAGGUACUGGAGGAGGAGUAGGAGGAGGGUUACAGAGUCGGAGCAACAGCUCUGAACGCCUGCUGGAGGCCUCUAGUGGUGCAUCUGAGGACUACCACGAUGCUGAGGGGACUCGCAGGGCCCGAGCAGUGGAGAACCAGUACUCUUUCUACUAAUGGGCCCACAGCAGUCUACAGUUAUGUAUUUUCUGGAUUGGAUGAGAUGCUGAAAGUUGGAGGAGACAUGGGAAGCUCAGCUGAUGAGGAAAAUGGUCCAAAUCACUGGAUCACCCGUCGUUUUGUUUGUUUGUUUUUGUUUCAAGGCAAUUUCCUGUUUCUCUGAUUUGAGAAGGGAGGUGAGAUCUUGCCGAGCACUGUGUCCCACUGAUGAAUCCGUCAGGCCCGCAGCUUUUGUUUCAAACUCCGUUGUCAAGAAUAUCAGUGAACAGAAAGAGAAACAGAAGGUAGAAAUGGAGAUGUGAUGGAGCAGGAGACGAGACUUAGAUGAGCAUAGGCAGAGAAAGCAAGAGGAAGUCAUCCAGUGGAGUCAUAUGGCUUUGAUUCACCUCCUCUGACCACUUCCUGUUCACCCUCACCCACAGUUCCCUGGGAGCAGAGCCUGUGUCGCCACCCUGCCGAAGGGUUGAGAGUUUGAAAUGACCCUGAAGAAACAGUCCCUCCCCUCAGAGCUCCUACGAGCUCCCGAGAGCAUCCCGUUAAUGUUUGUAAAGCUGCUUUGAGUCUGUCCCGGAUAUCCUCACUGUCCCUGCAGGGUUUCCCUACAAAGUCCUGCUCUGGGUUUCUACACUAACAUCAGUACAGCAAUCAUGGGUGUGUUAGUGUUAGCUCAGAGAUGUUUUUCUUAAACGUGUGCAGCCUAAAGGUUCUUAGUGCCUGACAAUUACCUUGGAUUUGAACGGACGAUUGCCCAUAGCGAGGAGGAGGAUGUUGUUGAUCUUGCAUUAUUCUCACAGUUUUGUUGACAGCUGCAACAUACACAGGUGGCCAUAUGUUAUGUUACAUAUCAGAUUAAAAAUGCCGAAAUGGAAGAUGAACAACACAAGUUAAGCCUGUACGAAUCUGGCAGGAUGGCUCCCAUUUUGCUGUCGUACUUGGUUAUUUCUAUGAGUGUGUGGUGGUGUAUUAGAGUCCAAAUAUUUUUCAAUGAUCAGUGUGCUACAGUAGUGUUUCUAAAACAUGGUUUUCAAGGUCCCUCCGUCUGGUGCUGGUUCUGUAUUCAAGCUUAUCAUAUCAAUAACCUGUAGAUUAGAUAUGCUGUUAAUAUAGGAGUUCACUUUGAAGUAAUGCCUUUAAGAUAUUAUUAUACCAAAUCCAGCAUUUAUCGGAGGGACUGGGGAUUUGUUUUUUUGGUAAGAUGGUAGUAUUGUGUACUGUCUGUGCGGCCUGGUGUGGACAGGAACGCUACAGGCAGUAAGGUAAAGGCGUAGGGUUAGGCUACUAGACGGCCAUGCUCGAAUAGAAAGAUGUGACGUUGCUGCUUUACUUUAUGCUGACAGAGUACUGAGCUUAAGUUUUUUAAGUUAAUAAUUCAAAACUACAGAAUAUUUUUCUGUUUUUCUGUAAGAACUGACGUCAUGGUCCUAGACAUUCAUAUAUAUAUUGCAAAAUAUCUGUUAUAUCCUCUUAAAGGAAAAGUUACUUGCUUGACAUGAUACUACUCUCAUGUCUGUAAACAAAAAUAUGGAGCUAUACUGCUAGCAAAUUAAGAGUUACCUUAGCUUAGCAUAAAGACUGGAAACAGGGAAAACAAUGUUCCCGUUCUGGACUGUCUCAUCCACCGUGGGAGACGGUCCCCAAAGGUCUGCUAUAAAAGCUACUCUUUAAUGAAGGUGGUGAAGUUAACCAGACAUACAUUUGCAAAAUGUAAAAUGUGCAAAGUUUUAUGGAGAGUUUCUCGGACUAUUUCUUGUCAGGCAACCAGUGGAGACUCCUGGAAGUUAGUGAUCCCAACUGGAGUCCAUCCAAAUAUAAAUAUGGCACAUUAACCCCUUAAAAUGGUGAUUUGUUGUUUUCACCCAUCGAUAUUUGUACAGAUUAAAUAAAUGAGAGAUAACAUGCUCAUUAGAGAGCUUUAGAUGUCCUAGUGUGCAGAUUUUGUUACUUAGCUGUACAGAGUCAAUGUCCCCUGUUCCCAGUCUUUGUGCUAAGCUAAAUUAGCUGCUAGCGGUAGCUUCAUAUUUACCAUACAGAUGCUAGAGUAGUAUCAAGUUUUAUCAAGAGUCAUCAUCUGUCUUUUCAAGCAUGGUCAUUUAGCUUCGGAGGUGAAAUUUCACUUUCAGUUGAAGAGCUGACGGAAAAGUUCAUGUGCCAAUUUGAAUCCUAUUUUUGAAACAUAUUUAUUCCUCAGCCGUUGUAAAUUACAUUUUUCCUAUCGAGUCUUAUUUAUGUACAAUUGAUUGAUUCUUCUUGAUGAAACAUCCUCAUUGGAACCUGUCUGUUGCAAGAGCCCAUCUCACAUAUCACAGAUUGCUCACGUCUCCCUUUUAUUUUCUUAACACUUCUUAAAGCAAAAUUUUCCGUUGUCUGACUGAGUUUUGAAGAGUCUGUGCAAUUUUGUAUAAAGUGAUGUACUUGACAUACUACUUUAUAUUUCUGUGAAUAAAAUGUGAACAACCUA